AUGUCGUACGAAAGGGAACAGCAUCGUCUAGAAUCGCUUCUUCAUGAACUGCUGGAUGACGACAGACCAUCAAUGUCUUCAGACAGUGAAGCUGGAAGUGACAUCGAACUGGAGAAUCCUUCACCAAACGAAAUACAGGAUUCAAACAGCGAAGAGGAGCUAAGUGACAGAGAAGCUUCAGGUAACAACAGCGCCUUUUAUUUAGGAAAGGAUAAAAGUACGAAAUGGAGCAAAGAACCUCACCGAAACGUCGUCAAUUCAUUGAGAAUUCGGCUAUGA
Parnassius apollo (apollo) is the source of this 279-nucleotide messenger RNA. The record is from the annotation of a GenBank genome assembly. Lineage: Eukaryota; Metazoa; Arthropoda; Insecta; Lepidoptera; Papilionidae.